AUGGAAUUCCUCUCUGCCAUAAGUAUUGGAAGUGUGAAUUCUGGAAAGGAAAAUCUUCUAAGUGCUGUUCUACCAUUGUUGAAACUCCUAUCUCUCACUCUCAUUGGUCUGAUUCUUGCCCACCCCAAAACCCAAAUUGUCCCGAGAGCCACUUUUAAGCUUCUUAGCAAGCUUGUUUUGGCUCUGUUCUUGCCUUGUACGAUCUUCAUUCACCUCGGUGAAUCCAUUGCUCUACAAAAUUUCAUCGAUUGGUGGUUCAUACCUGUAUACGUGAUCCUCAGUACUGCUAUUGGUUGUGUGUUGGGGUUGUUGGUCGUGAGAAUAUGCCGAGGAACACCUCCUGAAUUCAACAGAUUCACUGUAAUUGUGACGGCCUUUAGUAACACUGGCAAUCUGCCCCAAGCUAUUGUUGGGUCCGUGUGUCAUAGCGCAGAUAAUCCUUUUGGUCCAGAAUGCCAUAGGACUG
Molecule: messenger RNA, 466 nt
Organism: Ilex paraguariensis (yerba mate)
Lineage: Eukaryota; Viridiplantae; Streptophyta; Magnoliopsida; Aquifoliales; Aquifoliaceae
Source: the annotation of a GenBank genome assembly